This is a messenger RNA of Triticum turgidum subsp. durum (durum wheat), 1404 nucleotides long. The record is from the annotation of a GenBank genome assembly. NCBI's taxonomy places the organism in Eukaryota, Viridiplantae, Streptophyta, Magnoliopsida, Poales, Poaceae.
AUGGGAGGCAUCAGAGAAGAAGAUCACCACCAUCACCAACCCACGGAGCUCCCCCUGGGCUUCUGGAGCGCCCCGCCACCACCGAUGAUCGCCUCUUCCUCCAUGAGCAAGGAGUCGACGAGCUACGACAUGGCAGAUUUCGAUCAAACGGCAAUAUUUCUCUACCUAGAUGGUCAUGAUCCACAGUCGAUUCAGGAACAACGACAAACUCUGAACAUCUUCCCCUCGCAGCCCAUGCAUGCCGCCGAGCCGCUUAACCCUACUGCAAAGAUUAAUGGCGGCGCAGUCAUGGCGGCCAUGCUUGCUAAUGGCGGUAACCCGCAGCAGGCGUCUCCAAAGAGGCCUGAACAGCAGCAGCAGCUGGUGCUGCAAGGUGCCGCCGGCGGCCCCAAUGCAACACCCUUGCUGACUGGUUCAGCCAAGGACAACAAGAACAGUGCCAGUCUCAUCAAGAAGGAAGGAACCAGCAGUGGGAAGGGUGCAACAUCAUCUAGCACAGACCCAGAUAGGGAAGGGAACAGGAGAACACAGGACCCUAAGACACUGAGGAGGCUUGCACAGAAUAGAGAGGCAGCCAGGAAAAGUAGGCUCAGGAAGAAGGCUUACAUCCAACAGUUGGAGACAAGUAGGAUUAGGCUAAGCCAGAUCGAACAACAGGUUCAAGCAGGAAGAGUACAGGGUGUCUUGUUGGGUACUGGAGAUCACCACCAAGGCCUUCCAUCUGCCCCUUCAUUUGCUGGUAUGUUUGACAUGGAGUAUGGGAGAUGGGUGGAAGAGCACAGCAAGUUGAUCUUCCAGCUCAGGGCAUUGUUGAACGACAAUGCGCCGGACAACCAGGUGCAGGUGUUGGUCGGUGGUGCCAUGGCACAUCAUGAAGAGUUGCUAAACCUCAAGGCCGCGAUUGCUAGGACUGACAUCUUCCAUCUCUUAUGUGGUGUGUGGGCCAGCCCCGCAGAACGUUGCUUCCUUUGGUUGGGUGGGUUUCGACCCACAGAGGUCAUCAAGGUAAUGUUGAAGCAAGUGGAGUCGCUGUCAGAGGGGCAGCUCCUGGGAAUCUACAACCUCCAGCGGUGGGUGCAGGAGACGGAGGAGUCGCUGAACCACACCAUGGGGACCCUCCAGCACUCUCUCUCCGACACCAUCGCCUCCCCGGAGGCCGCCGGCGGCAACUUCAUGGGCCACAUGUCCCUCGCCCUCAACAAGAUCUCCUCCAUGGAAGCCAUCGUCAGGCAGGCAGAUGGGCUGAGGCAGCAGACCCUGGACAAGCUGCACGGCAUGCUGACGGUCCGACAGGCCGCCUGCUGCUUUGUCGCCAUCGCCGACUACUUCCACCGCCUCCGCGCCGUCAGCACCCUCUGGGCUGCCAGGCCACGGCACGACGAGCAGGGCCCGCCGGCGCCGUAG